GAAGCCGAGGCGGUGCGGCGAGUGGCCUCCUCCCCGGAGUUGUCGCUCGGGAGGGCCGCGGGCUUCAGCGUCUUCAGUGAGCUCAUGCUGCCACGCCGCCGUCACAGCGACAUCAUGCCGACAUCGCAGAGCUCCGGGCGCCCACCUACUCGAAGCGCUGGCGAGGCAGGGCUGCUGUGUCCGAGACCGAAGAAGGGGUCCCUCUACGAGACGUUUCGCACUGCACCCAGGCUUGAUGCACGAGACAGCGGCAACUGCGGCGCAUCGGGUGCAGCCCAACAGGAUGGCCUUCCCUCUUUUGGGCCGCGGAUCAGCGCCGAAGAGUUGGGACCCAGCUCUCAAGGUGCCCGGAGCCAGGGAGAUGGUUCGAGCCAGACGCCCACUGGUUCACGAAAGCGCAAUGGCAGCACGGGCGGCACGGCAAGCCCACAGCGACUAGCCAUGGCUUGCUGCGCCGGAAGCAGCGAGGAUUGGCAGCAGCUGGCCUCGCUCGGUGAGGCCACGGGAACUCUGGACGUGACUUCCUCGGACGCGGCUGUCGGAAGCCAGGUGACGCAGGCGACCGCUGGAAGCCCGCUUCUCGAUGCGGUGCCGGCGUUGCCGGCCAUCGACAAGCUCAAGGCCGAUGCGGCAGCGGAAGUGCCGGGCGAGAGCCAAGCCAAGCCUGAAGAGAACAGCUCCAGCUGCCAGGAGUCCUACAAUCUCGCUGCCUCUGCCUUACGUCGCACGGUGAUCGGGGCUUUACCAGCUACUGGGAACGCCACGCCGCAGAGCACGCCGCUGAGCACCUGCCCGAGCCCCUCCCACAGCGAACGCUCGAAGAAGUGGAUCCUCGAGCGCUUAGUGGAGGCCGGUGCUCUGUCCAGCUUCAAGCCCGGUCCGCCAGCCGAUGCCUGGAUGACGGAGCCUGAGAAUCCUGACGCCGGUGGUGGGCUGCGGGGGAGCAGCCCGGCACAGCUGCCGCAGCUACGUCAGGAAAGUGGUUCCUUGAAAGUGGGCCUGGAGGACGGAGACCCAGCCGUUAUACCCAUGCCUUCCGGU
Messenger RNA from Symbiodinium sp. CCMP2456, 1041 nucleotides. The record is from the annotation of a GenBank genome assembly. NCBI's taxonomy places the organism in Eukaryota, Dinophyceae, Suessiales, Symbiodiniaceae.